AACGGUAUUCCAAGCCCUAUUCUCUACUAUUACAAUUUGAUUACAAUGUGCUCUGUGGCGGCUGGUAACCAAUAAAUGGUAAAAUAAAGUUGAUCAACUAAAUUGUAAACAUGGAGCAUAUUGUAAAUUAUAGUUGUUCGUACAAAGAGUAUAAUAAUAAAGUGUUUGUACCUUAUAUAACUCUUUGUUCAAUAGUCGGCCAACUCACAAAUACUCUUUGAUUAUGGUUUAAUGAAUAAAAGAAAAUUUGCAACGUAACGUUUUCGUUUUUAAUACUAUAUUUUAAGAUAAGGUAGUAAAUAACCAUGACUGAAAUUAAACCAAUGCAGUUAAAAGUUUACAAUGCAAUUGUAAAAGAUUUCAAUAAAAUGACAUCCUUCACCAGAAGAACUGAAAAUGAAUUGAAAAAGAAACAUAAAGACAUACCACCUUUUACAAUCGGUAGUAUUAUAUCAUCGCUUGUGCAGAGAUCCAUGAAGCAAAGUUAUCGGAAGUCACCUGUUAUAUCAAGUAGAUAUUAUGAACUAUAUGAAGAGUUAAUGAGGGACAAACAGAAAGGAGAUGUCAUCUUAAAAUUAGCAGAAAGUCAAGGUAUCAGUCCAGCUCUGUUUGUAAGGUCUCUGCUUCAAAAUGUAUCGUCAGAUUCCACCAUUGUAAAGAAAUAUCUAAAAGACACAACUUUAAUUGAAAACAAGGAUUUGGCUUAUCAAGUCUUUUUGGGCAUCAUGAACGACAACCAGUAUGGUCCCUAUGCAGAUAUAAUCAAACAGUCUAUAGGAUUGGAGUAUGAAUUGCGGCUGGAAAGUGAAUUAAGAAUGAUGAAUAUAUCUUUUUCUGAUGAGAAUGUUCUACGAUUGCGUGGUUACGAUAAGACACCUGAUUUUAAACUGGAUGUUCCGAUUGCAAUUGAUGGAUUUAUUGUAAACUGGAUUGAAAGCAAAGCACUAUUUGGCGAUGAGGAGAAUCAUUUGGGUUACAUGAAGGACCAACUUAUGUGUUAUUGGAAUAGAUUUGGUCCUGGACUAGUCAUAUAUUGGUUUGGAUACUUGGAAACAUUGGACUCAACUCCUGAAGCUAACAAUAUAUUUAUAUUAAGAACAAAAUUUCCAGAAAAGUCAAGUAUAACACAGUAUAAAAUUGACUUGUAAUAUAUAAUUUUUUCUCAUAUUAUUUUAUAAUAAUAUGUUUAAGCAAUAAAAAGAUAUUAAGUUCAAA
Molecule: messenger RNA, 1215 nt
Organism: Melitaea cinxia (Glanville fritillary)
Lineage: Eukaryota; Metazoa; Arthropoda; Insecta; Lepidoptera; Nymphalidae
Product: CDAN1-interacting nuclease 1
Exons: 5
Coding region: 306-1148 (280 amino acids)
Source: RefSeq, a predicted model, not a curated record